AGAGAGAGAGAGAGAGAUAGAGAGGAGUGGAAAACAAGUUUCACACACACAUAGAAACACCGAUUGUCAAAAACUUCAUAUAUUUACUACAUUUGGGCCUUCUUCUUCCAUCUGAGCCAUCAUCUCGCUGAAAUUUCCAGAGCUAGAGAGAGAAAGAACCCAGAAAAGAGGGCUUUUGGUUUCCCAAAAGGGGGAAAUUUGAGAGAAUGCUGAGGAAGAGAAGCAGGUCAGUUCAGAAGGAUCAGCACCAAAUGGGUCGUCUGCCAAUUUCUGAUGCUGCUGCUGGGUCUGAUGUUUUAGGGCACAACCCUAAAAGCAACUCUUUUUUCAGUGUUCCUGGUCUGUUUGUGGGGUUGAGUACUAAGGGUUUAUCAGAUUAUGAUGCAGUUAGGAGCCCAACUUCUCCUCUAGAUUUUAGGGUCUUUUCCAAUCUAGGUUACCCCUUUAGGUCCCCAAGGUCCAACCAGGAUGGGGGGCAGCAGAGGAGCUGGGGUAGCAGUAAAGUAGGAUUAAGCAUCAUAGAUUCUAUUGAUGAUGUGAAAUUUUUCGGGAAAGUUCCUCAGUCAUCUGAGAGUAAGAACAUUCUUUUUGGACCCGGAAUGAGGAUUAAUAAAAUCCCAGAGCCUCAGUCCAAUGCCAAGUGUUUUGAUUAUUCACCGAAAUCUCUGCCCAAGAACUAUGCAAUCUCCCCUCAUUCCAAAAUCAAAUCUCCUUCACAGAAGGGUAGUUCUGAUGUUCUUUUUGAAAUCGGAGAAGCCCCAUCAGAACCUGAGUCAUUCGGGAAAAUCCGGUCCUGUUCAUUAGAUUCUGGUAGAGCAUUUUCGACCCUAUCAGGAUUGAGCAACCUUAACCCCAACUCCACUUCUGGAGGUUUUUGCCCGGAAAAUUUAACCACCCAUCAAUUUAUUGGAGGAAGCCCCAAUUUAGCCACCCAAAUGAAAACUGGAUCCAUCGAGUCUAGCAAUGGGUUUGUCGGGUCUCUUUCAGCAAGUGAGAUUGAGCUUUCUGAGGAUUAUACUUGUGUAAUCUCUCAUGGUGCCAAUCCCAAAAAAACUCACAUCUUUGGUGACUGCAUUUUGGAAUGUCACUCUGAGGAUGUGAACAAUUUUGGUAAGAAUGUGGAAAAGGAAAUUGGAUUUGCCCACCCGGGUUCGAGCUUGGAGAAUUUUGGUCACUACCCUUCAGACAAUUUCCUGAGCUUCUGUUACUAUUGUAACAAGAAAUUGGAAGAGGGCAAAGAUAUAUACAUAUACAGGGGUGAGAAAGCAUUUUGCAGUUUGAGUUGCCGGUCGGAGGAAAUUUUGAUUGAUGAGGAGUUGGAAAAAUGCAAUGACCAGUCUUCUGGGAAACCUCUCGAGUCGGAUGAGGAACUUUUUGAAACUGGCUUGCUUGCCGAUAAAUAAGAGACGCCUCUCAUCGUCAGCCACCAUGCGUGUGAUUGAUGAGCCUCUCGCAGGCGCAGCUGAUCAUCCGUUUAGAAAGAGCUGUUUAUGGGCAUCGCCCGGCAGCCAUGGAUGAUCGUUUUGUAAAUUCACUCGUUUGCUAAUCGUGCUUUCAGCUUUCACGGUCUUGGUGGAUGAUAGGAUUCAAAAUUAACUAGUUUUGCUUUCCAUAAAACGAGACAUUUGAUGUAUGCCAUCAAAGUACUAUAUUUCCUUGUAAUUCAAGUAAAAGGGCGAUAGCCGCCUUUUUUGGCUCCCCAUUUUUACUACUUCAGCCUUAAGUCUCUCUUGCCGCCGGAGUUGCUGUGUAAUCUUGAACCAGUUUUUGACUGAAUAUAUAAAAAGUAGUACUAUUA
Molecule: messenger RNA, 1798 nt
Organism: Malus domestica (apple)
Lineage: Eukaryota; Viridiplantae; Streptophyta; Magnoliopsida; Rosales; Rosaceae
Product: FCS-Like Zinc finger 11-like
Source: RefSeq, a predicted model, not a curated record